Molecule: messenger RNA, 432 nt
Organism: Darwinula stevensoni
Lineage: Eukaryota; Metazoa; Arthropoda; Ostracoda; Podocopida; Darwinulidae
Source: the annotation of a GenBank genome assembly
ACCAUAUUUAUGCUAUCCAACAAGGUAAGAGCCAGGAAUCAGCUGAGUGAUCUUUUGGUAUAUUGAGCUCUCAUGUUCAGCCCAAUGGAUGGGCAGAGUGAAGCCAGUACCUCAACUCCCAGAGAGGGGGAUAAAGCAACCAAGGGUGUUGCUGAAAAAGGAAAUGAUACAGAAGAGUGUAUUCAGGAGGAGCAGGAAGCAGAUGAUGUGAAUUCUUCAUCAUGGUGGGGAGCAUGGGGUGGGAUAGUUGAAGCUACAAAAAGCACUCUGAGCAAAUCAACUGAAAUAUAUGACAUCAUGAAGAAGGAUAUUGGUGAACUUUCAUCAGCUGUUACCACGGAAUCCAAGAAGAUUGUUGAUGCAACAACCACCAAGAUUCGUGAUCAUCUGCGAGUAAGGAAUCUUGACGAUUUCCAUCAUUGGUGCAUCUAA